Messenger RNA from Prorocentrum cordatum, 837 nucleotides. The record is from the annotation of a GenBank genome assembly. NCBI's taxonomy places the organism in Eukaryota, Dinophyceae, Prorocentrales, Prorocentraceae.
AUGACAGUCGUCGUGUCUCUCCCGGCAGCUAACGCGCCAGAGAAGCGCGUUGGGCAGCCCGCGGCGGAGCAGGAGGAGUUCCCAGGUUCCGCGGACAUGCUGGCCGCCAUCAUGCGCAGUGCGCAGUGCGACGCGGCCACUGCCACGGAGAUGUUGAGAGCUUUUCAUAGGGAGAAGGCCGAGGGCGACAGGAUCCAGAAAAUGGGGGGACGGAAGGGAGACAAGAGCAUCAGGACGUCGCCCGACUUCUUCGAGUGGAUGGAGGCCCGCCGCGUCAAGGUCAUGAUGGGGUCCGGCAGUGACUGCCACGGCGACUACUACUCGUGCCUCGCCGACGACGCGGCACAGAACCCCCGCAAGCGCGAGGCCGCCGUGCUCCUCUCGGCGGCGGAGGAGCAGCUGGAGAGCGGCCAGGCCGACGAGGCCCUGGCGUCUGCCAAGCAGGCGGGGGAGAUCUACGCGGGGCUCGGCGACACGGCCGGGGAGGCGGACGCGGCCCGCAUGGCGGUGCACGCCUACAGGCUGCAGGCGGAGCUGGCCAGGUGGAACCCGAUCGAGUACGGGGGAGAGGACCUGGCGCUGAUGAGCACGAAAAAGGCGCGGGAGCUGGCCGGGCCGAAGCUGCAGUCGUGCAGGGAGCAGGGUGACCGGCGGGGCGCGGCCAUGAUGCUGCUCUGCCUGGCCGAGGUGGACGUGGACGCGGCCAAAUGCCCGUCGGCCAUCCCCGAGGCCGCCCUGCAGGGUGCCACAGAUGCGUGCGCGCUGCUCCGAGAGGUGCAGGACCGCAGGAUGGAGGCGGCGGCGCUGCUGACGCUGUCCCGCAUCCAGGGCCGCUAG